CUGUGUAGUUGCUGGUCAGAGGUCUUUGGGACUUGCCCCACAUGGGGCCUCUCCCAAGAUCCUGCUUCUCUCCUCAGGAUGACCAACUCUUGGAUGAUGGCAAGACCCUGGGCGAGUGUGGCUUCACCAGUCAAACAGCACGGCCACAGGCCCCAGCCACAGUGGGGCUGGCCUUCCGGGCAGAUGACACCUUUGAGGCCCUGUGCAUCGAGCCGUUCUCCAGCCCACCUGAGCUGCCCGAUGUGAUGAAGCCCCAGGACUCGGGAAGCAGUGCCAAUGAACAAGCCGUGCAGUGAGGACCCCCAAGAGGCCCAUUCCCCCCAAUAAAAGAUUUGGGAGUCUUCCUGGUUGCUGCCUCUUUUUCCCGACCCUCCCUGGGAUGGGUCCCACUCCCUGUGGGCUCCUUUUGGGGCUUGUUCUUGGCAGUUCCUGUGCUGUCCUGUCUCCCAGACCCUGGCUGAGAACUUGGCCCAGCCUGCUGCUUAAAGACACCAUGGGUACCUGGGUUGCCUUGAGACCCAAGCCAUUGUUAGCAGUUAGCCAGCUACACCAACCACUCCAGGGGAAGGGGAGGACUGGGAGGGACACAAAGACCACAGGAAGCCUCAGGGACAACACAUUCCAGUUUUAGGUCUUUUUCCUUCUAAGUACCCCCCACCCCCACACUCUGCAUGUCCACUCCCAGGGGCCUCUUGUCCUGAGGACAAUGGCCAAGAGCAGAAAUACAAGCUGGAGCCUGUGUCCUGGUUUGACAGCACGUUCAAUGAGGGAACCCCAAAGCGGACCCACACAGGUCCACCCACACUGGGGGCUGCAAUCAGGGAGGGAGGUGGCUGCCCCCUUACCACACCUUUAAUAAACAGUCUACAGACCCA
Mandrillus leucophaeus (drill) is the source of this 875-nucleotide messenger RNA. It is a transcript of the gene ELOB, whose product is annotated as transcription elongation factor B (SIII), polypeptide 2 (18kDa, elongin B). Gene Ontology annotation, biological process: transcription elongation by RNA polymerase II. The record is from RefSeq and is a predicted model, not a curated record. NCBI's taxonomy places the organism in Eukaryota, Metazoa, Chordata, Mammalia, Primates, Cercopithecidae. Gene Ontology annotation, cellular component: elongin complex; VCB complex. The transcript has 2 exons. The coding region runs from base 42 to 296 and encodes 84 amino acids.